Molecule: messenger RNA, 1191 nt
Organism: Symbiodinium natans
Lineage: Eukaryota; Dinophyceae; Suessiales; Symbiodiniaceae
Source: the annotation of a GenBank genome assembly
AUGGCUGGCUAUCCCCAAGUCGAGCGCCGCGUCUCCGCGCGGCUCCCCUCGCAAAGUCACCUGGCCCGCAAGCAGCGCGUCUCUGAGGACCAGCCAUGUCAGCCACGCCAGGGGAAGGCGCCGCUCCAAAAGAGUGCAUCCUUGCAAGCUGCCACCAGUCCCCUCAACAAGUCUCAUUCCGCAACCAAGUUGGAGAAGGCCACACCGGCUGGCGACGUGGGGACACCGGUGAAUCGCCGCCCCCAGAAGUUGGAAGAGCCUCAGAGGCCUCCCACCCCCAUGAACAAGUCUCAAUCUGCGGCCAAGUUGACCACACCGUCUGGCGAUGCGGGGACACCGGUGAACCGGCGCCCUCAAAAGUCGGAGGAUACUCACAAGCCCUCCAUGUCAACUCGUGGCCGCGGCUCUUCCCGGUCAUCCCCACAACUCACCCGACAGCACUCCGUUCCCGAGAACCUUCAUGAUGUGGCCGUGCGACUCAUGUCCCCGCGCCGCUGCCGCUCGAAGUCGCCGGAUGGUGUGUCUUACGCCCCUGUGCUGUCCGGCCGCGCCGAGAAGACGGAAGCUGCCAACAUCAAGGAGGUGCCAGAUGUACCGAUUGGCCCCGCCAGCACCAGCCGACCGAGCCUACAGCCGCGACAGGGCAACGUGGGCAAGCCAAGCCAAGGCGGGAGCCGGCGCUUUUCGGCCCUGAACAGCGCUUCGAAGGACUAUGGCUUCCAUUCGCGCUCGCAGUCUGUGACACCAGUCAAUGCCUCGAAGAACUUCUCGCUGAACCGUUUUACAGAGGCACAGAAGGAAACCUUUGCCCGGGCAGUCAGCGAGAUCCGGGCGGGCCGCAAGAGCAGUUGCUGGAUGUGGUUCGUGAUCCCAACGCCGCCGCACAUGGUCCACGGCGUGGAGAAGGGGAGCUCAGUGAACCGGAAGUUUGCCUUGAGGUCCGACGACGAGGCGAGGGCAUACCUGACCUACGAACACGAUGGCGUCAACUUGCGGCAGAACUACCUUGCGAUCAUGACGGCCGUGCGAGAUCAGCUUCGCUCUGGCAAGAGCAUUCCGUCGCUGAUGGGCCAGUUCGAUGCCCCCAAGCUUACCAGUUCGGUGCGGUUGUUCGAGAGAGUAACCCGUGGAUGUGACGAUGAGCUCCAUGCCAUCCUCAAGGAGGUAAUGACGACUGCUUCCGAAGCCUAG